AUGGGAUCACAGCAAGAACGAGCAAUGAGUUCGUAUACUCAAUGGAGUCCCCAAGAAACAAAAACUUUGAUACAAUCACUCCUAGAAUGUGUUGCUGCGGGUUUGCGUGAUAGUAAUGGUACAUUCAGCAAGCACAUCCAAAUUAUAAAAAGUUUCGUGAUAGAAACUUUUGAAGAUUUUGAUGAUCUAAAAGUUAUAUUUGAAAAGAAUGUAGCGUCGGGUAAGAGUGCGAUUGGAUUAGGCAAUACUACUGAUGCUCGAACAUGUGGAAUUUCAGAAACUGGAAAAGAGAAAACCAAUGAUGGUGAAGAGUUUUCCAUAAAUGUUGAGGAAGAUUAUGAAACACCAUCAUCUUUUUUUUGCAGCAGUUCAAUGGACACUUUAGAAAAACUCCCUGUAAGAAAAAGACAAAGAAAUUCUCUUAACAAAGUUGAUCCAAUAAUUUGUCCAGAAGUUGCAGAUGAAGCUUGUACUGAAGUGAAUGCUUUGACAACAAUCACUCAUAAACUCUUCGAUCUAAUACAAUUUUAUCAUUAUAAUUUUGAUGUGCCUAAUGUAUGUGUUUGA
Thlaspi arvense is the source of this 567-nucleotide messenger RNA. Lineage: Eukaryota; Viridiplantae; Streptophyta; Magnoliopsida; Brassicales; Brassicaceae. The record is from the annotation of a GenBank genome assembly.